Racocetra persica is the source of this 141-nucleotide messenger RNA. The record is from the annotation of a GenBank genome assembly. Lineage: Eukaryota; Fungi; Glomeromycota; Glomeromycetes; Diversisporales; Gigasporaceae.
AUGGCACCUGUGGAUUUAGUUCCAUUUUUUAUGUAUGCGAAUGAUCAUCAGACUACAUCAUCUACCGAUAAUAUAAACGGAGAAAUAAUAGAAUUAGAUAUAUCAGUAAAUAGAGCUUAUAUACCUGUAUGUCGUAUGUAG